This is a messenger RNA of Lineus longissimus, 1207 nucleotides long. RefSeq lists its product as uncharacterized. The record is from RefSeq and is a predicted model, not a curated record. NCBI's taxonomy places the organism in Eukaryota, Metazoa, Nemertea, Pilidiophora, Heteronemertea, Lineidae. The transcript has 6 exons. Bases 140 to 880 code for a protein of 246 amino acids.
UUAAUAACGGGCGUCAAGUUUAAAUUUGAGUAGGAGUUCUGUAUGAGAGAACCGGUCGUUUGGAACGGUUAGAUAGCCUAGCUGUCGUGCUUUAGCUGAGACUCGGGACAGUACUAGUCUCGGACAACGAAAAAACGCCAUGGCCAGCCCGCAGGAAAAGUACAAGUCGGGCGAGGAAAAUAAGAGUAGACCAUACAGCGAGAACCUCACUGAGUGCCAAUGUGAGACAUGCAAACCAGACGUGGGAAACGUCAUCUACACUAUUGCAAUCCUCGUCCUAGGUGCACUUGCUGUAGUUGCUGGCACUUACCUCGGUAAAGAGACAAUACAGGCCAUUGAAGACUACAAUUUUCCCGUCGAAUAUGCCUCUGGAGAGGAGAUAGCUAUGUCCAACUUCCUGGCGUACGACAAUGUCGCUGCUAUCUUCAUUCCUCAGAGCGAUAGCGCAUACCCUGGAACGAGCACUCAGACAUUUCUGGACUUCAGCACAAAUCUGAUAAGUAUCGUCGACAGCGUCAAUAACGUCUGUUUCAUUCGUGAUCUGAACACAGCUCACCUCCCUUCAUUCGCCAAGGUCAAAGGAGCUCUGGUGAAUGGUAGUAAGUUACUGAGCAUGCUAACGACCGUGUCUUCCGACGGACUGAGGAUCGUGGAUGCCUCCUGUACUGAAGUGAGGAGCCUGGGCACUUUCGCCAAGGGCGAGUGUAUGAGCAGGAAGAAGAUAUUCUCGGCAAAGCCAGGAAAGCCUCCAGCAGCGGGGACCCGCCUUAACUGCACCGUGAGCAUCCUGCCCUACUAUGAAACCAAAGAGGUCAGUGGGAAAACCAUGGUUCAAAUCACACGGUUUGACCAGGUGGAAUCAUCAUGUGCGACACCCUAGUUUCACAAAAGAGCAAUAACUUUGUCAGACAACAGGUUCAAUCAAGAAAAUGAUGUCUUCGGGACCCUGUCACGCCAGUUUGGCAAAUGUGUAAAAUUUGUAGUCUGUUCUCUUUUAUGAUCAGUGAUUAUAUACUGUUGUUCAAUCUGUCUUGUCCCAAGUUAUGCAUCCAUUAUUUUGCGAUGUUGGACCGCAGCGCUUUUUCAGAUGACUUCUGGGCUUUCGUACGGGUGAGUAUCAGCUUUAGGUUUCAUCAUGUAUAGAAAUAUCCUUAACCACUAAGAUUGUUUUUGAUAGACAAGUGAAUAAACUAGAACAUUUGGUACA